Messenger RNA from Mycena indigotica, 639 nucleotides. Its product is annotated as N-acetyltransferase domain-containing protein. Lineage: Eukaryota; Fungi; Basidiomycota; Agaricomycetes; Agaricales; Mycenaceae. Gene Ontology annotation, molecular function: protein N-terminal-serine acetyltransferase activity; protein-N-terminal-glutamate acetyltransferase activity. Gene Ontology annotation, cellular component: NatA complex. The transcript has 6 exons. The record is from RefSeq and is a predicted model, not a curated record. Gene Ontology annotation, biological process: N-terminal peptidyl-glutamic acid acetylation. The coding region runs from base 1 to 639 and encodes 212 amino acids.
AUGAGGUUGUGGUCUUCGCUGAGUGACCGUGAUGCUGUGCCCAGCUUUCUUUCCUCGCGUCAUCCACAAAAACCUUCUGCUCGCUGUCCGGCCGGUCAGCUCCACACCCCUGCCGAGCUCUUCACCAUGAGCAUCCGCCUCGCCAAGCCCGACGACCUGCUCGCCAUCCAGGCAGCCAACUUGCAGAACCUCCCCGAGAACUACUCCAUGAAGUUCUGGAUAUACCACGCAAUGACGUGGCCGCAGAUAUCUUUCGUCGCGGAGGACCAGAAGGGGCGUAUUGUGGGAUAUGUCCUGGCCAAGAUAGAAGAGGCAGAGGAAGACGAGUCGGGCAACAAGCCCCAGAACGACAACGGGAAGCCCGCAGAGAUCCACGGCCACGUCAACUCCAUCUCCGUCUUGCGGGCGUAUAGGCGUCUGGGCCUGGCUAAGAAGCUCAUGCUGCUUUCUCAGGAAGCGAUGGCGACGGUCUACAAAGCCAAUUACGUCUCCCUGCAUGUCCGGAGGUCAAACAAGGCGGCGAUUGCGCUGUAUCAAGGCGCGCUGGGGUUCAAGGUCGCCAAAGUCGAGGCAAAAUAUUACGGAGAUGGGGAGGACGCUCUAUCGAUGCGUUUGGAUCUUGAUACGGGAAAGCCAUGA